ACAUCCUAAUUAGACCCUCAUCCGUGGGAUCUUCUGAGCUAAACACCCACCUAGAUCCCGACCGUUGAGUUUAAAAGGAACUCAAUUCUGCAUCAUUACUAUAUUGACUCCAUCAUGUCCACGACUACGGCGAGCAAAAUGGCUAACGACACCGAAGCCCAGCAAACAUCUCCGCCAUCAUGCAGCAGCCGCAACAUCGAGCUGGAGAACGUAGCGCAGAUACCCCGCGUUAUGUCCUCCCGCGUAGAGAGGGGUUGCUUUACUCUACCUAACAUGCCGAAGAUCUUCCACAAUAAGAAGUUCUGUUUCGCUAUAUGGUCACUCGUUUAUAUCGGCCUUUGUGGAGUUGUCACCGAGUUCCCUAUCGAGAUCGGAGAGAAGAUCAUUAUAUGCAUCUUCGCAGUGCCCGUACGUCUUCCCACUGCUUCCUCUAACGCUGACAUUGCUGACAAACAAGACCUGCAUGGUUUCGCUUUCAGCAGCAGCUAUAAUGUUUAUUGCUGUUCUGAACAGUUUCACUAUCGGGGGCGCUCUCUGGCUACUUACCAUGCUCGGCUACGUUCUUGGAUGUGUUUUUAUAUAUCUGGAGUGUAAAAGAGAGAACUUCAAGAGCCCUGAGGACUUUGGACGAACUGUCCUUUUCUACUGGUUGUUGAUACUGCCUGUUAGUAAAGCC
Molecule: messenger RNA, 676 nt
Organism: Dothidotthia symphoricarpi CBS 119687
Lineage: Eukaryota; Fungi; Ascomycota; Dothideomycetes; Pleosporales; Dothidotthiaceae
Exons: 1
Coding region: 115-594 (159 amino acids)
Source: RefSeq, a predicted model, not a curated record